UGCCGGCCACCGCCCCCCCGCUGCGUGAGGAAAUGGCUCUCACGUGAGGGAGGCGGCAGCGCCCGACUCACCCUGCCCGCUGCCCUGGGAGGAGGCGCCAGCGGGUCUGGGGCCGUCUGCAGCAUGCCGACGAGCUUCACGGUGGUGCCGGUGGAGGCGCAGGGCGAGGAGCGGCAGCGGGAUGGGCAGCAGCGAGAGGAGGAAGAUGAAGGCGACGAGAGAGACCGGGGCACUGGAGAUGGGAUUGCCAGGGAAAGUAGUCCAUUUAUUAAUUGUGCAGAAUUGGGCAGAGGAAGCAUGUAUGAAGGAAAGAAUAUGGCUCUCUUUGAGGAAGAAAUGGAUAGUAACCCCAUGGUGUCAUCUCUUCUGAAUAAACUAGCAAACUACACUAAUCUGACUCAAGGAGUGGUGGAACAUGAAGCAGAUGAAGACAGCAAACGAAAGGAAGUGAAGGGUCCACGAAUGGGCACCUUUAUUGGCGUAUAUCUUCCCUGUUUGCAAAACAUCUUGGGAGUUAUCCUUUUCCUGCGUUUAACAUGGAUUGUAGGAACAGCUGGAGUUCUUGAGUCUUUCAUCAUUGUGUUCAUGUGUUGUGCUUGUACUAUGCUAACUGCAAUUUCAAUGAGUGCUAUAGCAACAAAUGGCGUAGUUCCAGCUGGAGGCUCUUACUACAUGAUUUCAAGAUCUUUAGGGCCAGAGUUUGGUGGAGCAGUGGGACUUUGUUUCUACUUGGGUACAACUUUUGCAGGAGCAAUGUACAUUCUUGGUACCAUUGAAAUUUUAUUGACCUAUAUUUCUCCAAGUGCUGCUAUAUUUAAAGUGGCAGAUGCUGGUGAAGAAACAGAGGCUAUGCUGAACAACAUGAGAGUCUAUGGAACGUGUAUUGUCAUUCUGAUGGCCAUAGUAGUUUUUGUGGGAGUAAAGUAUGUCAACAAGCUUGCACUGGUCUUCCUUGCCUGUGUGAUUCUUUCCAUCAUUGCCAUAUAUGCUGGAGUUAUUAAGACUGCUUUUGAUCCACCUGACUUUCCUAUCUGUCUCCUUGGAAACCGUACAUUGUCAAAACGCAGCUUUGAUGUCUGUGCCAAAUUUACUGAAAGCAAUAAUGAAACAAAGACUACCCCUUUGUGGCUCCUGUUCUGUGAUAGUUCUUUGCUUAAUGCUACAUGUGAUGACUACUUUAGUCUCAAUAAUGUAACAGAAAUUCAAGGAAUUCCAGGAAUAAUGAGUGGAGUUCUAACUGAUAAUCUCUGGAGUGCCUAUUCAGAAAAAGGAUCAAUAGUUGAGAAAAAAGAUCAGCCAUCAGUUGCUGGAUCAGAAGAAUCAAAAAUGGGUGGACUUCCUUAUGUUUUUACAGACAUCAUGACCUACUUCACAAUGCUUGUAGGGAUUUAUUUCCCAUCUGUGACAGGUAUUAUGGCAGGUUCAAAUAGAUCUGGAGAUCUAAAGGAUGCUCAGAAAUCUAUUCCUACUGGAACAAUUUUGGCUAUUUCAACUACAUCUUUUAUUUAUCUCUCCUGUAUAGUGUUGUUUGGUGCCUGUAUAGAAGGUGUAAUAUUAAGAGAUAAGUUUGGAGAAGCAGUUAAUGGAAAUCUGGUGGUUGGUACACUAGCCUGGCCUUCUCCAUGGGUUAUUGUGAUUGGUUCAUUCUUUUCAACAUGCGGUGCUGGUCUCCAGAGUCUCACUGGUGCACCCCGGCUAUUGCAGGCCAUUGCAAGAGAUGGCAUUGUACCAUUUAUUCAAAUAUUUGGUCAUGGAAAAGCAAAUGGAGAACCUACUUGGGCUCUGCUUCUCACUGUUGGUAUUUGUGAAAUAGGAAUUUUGAUAGCCUCAUUGGACAGUGUAGCACCGAUUCUUUCAAUGUUUUUCCUUAUGUGCUAUAUGUUUGUAAAUCUGGCUUGUGCAGUUCAGACGCUUUUGCGAACUCCCAACUGGAGACCUCGUUUCAAGUAUUACCACUGGACUCUUUCAUUCGUGGGGAUGAGUUUAUGUCUUGCCUUGAUGUUCAUUUGCUCUUGGUACUAUGCUUUGAUUGCCAUGCUAAUCGCAGGAUGUAUAUACAAAUACAUAGAAUAUAGAGGAGCGGAAAAAGAAUGGGGCGAUGGAAUCCGAGGACUGUCUCUGAAUGCAGCUCGCUAUGCUUUGCUUCGUGUUGAAGACGGUCCUCCUCACACCAAGAACUGGAGGCCGCAACUUUUGGUCUUGUUAAACUUGGAUAAUGAGCAGUUAGUCAAACACCCUAGAUUGCUUUCUUUUACCUCUCAGUUGAAGGCUGGUAAAGGACUGACUAUUGUGGGUUCUGUGCUUCAGGGAAUCUACUUAGACAAAUGUACAGAAACUCACAAAGCUGAAGAGAAUGUUAAGGCCUUAAUGGGUGUAGAAAAGACUAAAGGAUUUUGCCAGAUUGUGGUAUCUCCUAACUUCAGAGAUGGAAUAUCCUAUUUGAUUCAGUCAGCUGGUCUAGGAGGGAUGAAGCACAACACGGUCCUGAUGGCAUGGCCACAAUCGUGGAAGCAGGCAGAAAAUCGUUUCUCAUGGAAAAAUUUUGUUGAUACUGUACGAGAAACAACUUCAGCUCAACAAGCACUUUUGGUGGCUAAAAACAUUGACUUAUUUCCAACAAAUCAAGAACGUUUUACUGAAGGAAAUAUAGAUGUGUGGUGGAUUGUUCAUGAUGGUGGUAUGCUGAUGUUGCUGCCUUUCCUCCUUCGACAGCACAAGGUUUGGAGAAAAUGUAAAAUGCGUAUCUUCACCGUUGCUCAAAUGGAUGAUAAUAGCAUUCAAAUGAAGAAGGAUCUUCAGAUGUUCUUAUACCACCUUAGACUAAAUGCUCAAGUGGAAGUUGUUGAAAUGUUUGAAAAUGAUAUUUCUGCGUUCACAUAUGAGAAGACACUUAUGAUGGAACAGCGAUCUCAGAUGCUAAAACAGAUGCAGCUAUCAAAGAAUGAAAGAGAAAGGGAGGCUCAGCUGAUCCAUGAUAAAAACACUGCCUCACGCUCUGCUCCAGCAGUUGAAGCAAGUGUGGCUGCUGCUGUACCAGAGAAAGUGCAAAUGACCUGGACUAAAGAAAAGUUUGUAGCGGAAAAGCAUAAAAACAAGGAUUCCAAUGUGUCUGGCUUUAAAGAUAUUUUCAACAUGAAGCCAUAAGAGCUACUCCCUGUGUCAAACCAACGUAGUAUACACAAAAACAAUGACAGAGGGAAACCAGCUUGUUUGUUUCCUCAUGUUGUGAUUUUAAGCAUGCACAUGCAUCUUUUCUCAGCUCUGCAAGAAAGCUGCACUUAGAAACAUAGCUUAAAUUAUUUUCUACACAUGACCAAACCAAAACUGUGGAUGUCAAGGGAAAUCUUAAUAUCUAAAUGAAACACAUCUUAAAUCUAGGACUUGUAGGCAAUGCAGUUAGACAGCAUAUUUAAAGUUAGUACCUUAAAGUCCUGAGUCUUGGAUUUGCAUUGAGCUCUUUAGAAAUAGCUUGCCUUCUGCACAUUCCAAAAAUUAUUGUGCUCAUGCUCUAAAGCAUUGUCCUAGGCAGCAUUAUGCUCUAAUUAUUAGGGGUUUUUAAAAUUCAUAUCUUUGAAACGUUUCCUAUUACUACUUUAGAAUGGUGCAAAACACUGAUUUCAGAUAUUAUUAUUUUAAGACUACUGUAUAUAGUUGGGUAGAAAUUAAAGUUCAAACUUGGUGUGCCUGUACAGUAUAUUAAUAUUGUUGACUUUAAAAUGGCAUAAUAAUAAUAAUAAUGAUGAUGAUGAUGAUGAUGUUGACUUUACCUGAUGGCAUAAUUUUUUUUUUCUAUGCAUUUGCUUCCCUUUCACAUAGAGAAUGGGAAAAUCUGUAAGUCUAAAUUUCAUUUCACCUAAACAACAUAGGCUGGGUUCUCUGGUUAUUGUGAUCUUGUACAUUGUGUGCUUGCUUCUAAACUGUAAUUUGCAAUGCAUGUAUUUUUUUGUUUCUUGUUUAAUACACUCUGAUUUAGCACAUCACUGAAAAAAUAUCAUUGUGACUUUUUAAUAUUCUCUUAAAUAUGAUCAACUUUCUAUUCAAGGUAAGUCAGAAAACCUGUGUUAUAGUUUCUGUAAGAAUAUAAAGCUUGACAGUACUUCUCUGCACCAGCAUAUUUAGUGUUUUAAUUAACUACAUUAAAAAUGAAUUAUUUUUUCUGGAAAAAUAGGCUCCCAUUGUUCUAUAACUACUUGGACAGUAUUUGCUCAUAAAGGGAACUUUCAUGUUUCAUCAAAAGUCAGUUCUUGCCUGCGUUCUACCAACCCAUGCAUGUGUAGAAAUAACAUAAGUUUGGACAUACUUUGGGUAUGACAGCACACAAAAAUGGAAUGCAACAUCUCUUGAGUGGAACUCACUUGACUGCUCUGCUUUUUUUAAGAGUUAAGCAUUUUCUUAAUUUUAUCUGCUUAACAAAUUGAGCUUCUUAUAAAAAUUUUGGAAGUUUAUUUUGUCUACUGUGUAUGAUUUCAGUUCCACCCGUGCUUGAAGGAUAAGUGAUGUUAGCCUCAGUUCACAUUUUACACAUCAUGAGCCUUUAUUUCAAUGCUGAAUUUUUGCCCACUCUGUCACAAAGUUACACCCUGCAUUUUAUUUUUAGUUUAACAAUGUUUCCGUUUCAAUAUUUACGCUUCUCAGUUAGACAAUCUUGCCUCUCUUCAUAGUUCUUUUUAGUCUUCUCAAAAUGUAAUUCUGCUUCCAAAAAAUGGAACUUCAAGCUUUCCUUUGUUCCAUAUAUAGUUUUUGUACACUUGGUUCUUAGGAUAGCUGGCCACCAUGAUAGAAAAUCUUCCAGGAGGGACAGAUAAACUCAGUUUUAGAAAUAUCAUUCUCUUAUAGCGGGGAAGAUGGGAGGUAGCAGGGCAUGAAGAGUCAUUGAUAGGGCUGGUUUCCACUGGCCACUAAAUUUCAGGGCAAAUUACUUUUAACUAUUUAUUUGGGGGAAAAAACCAAACAUACAAACCCUACUUUUAGGCAGCAUAUUUUGUAGAUAAAUGGACUAAGGUAGAGUUUGAAUAUUUUUGUCACACUGUAGCAUAUGACUUAUUUCCAACCUUGGUUAACUCUACACACAGUUCCUGUUUCUCAGGAACUGUAAGGAAACUGUUCUUUUGUUCUGAAAAACCACUGAACCAUAAAAAAAGAUACUAAAAUAAGGACAUUUUAAAAACCCUAGCAGUUUUUUCUUCUUGUGCACAGAUCUACAACAAUUAUAUUUGUAGGUGAAACAAGGAAAAUAUUAGGUAAUGUUGAUAGUGUAAAGGGAUAAGCUCAAUUUCAUUUCACUGCUUACUGCCAUACUGUUACAAUAUAGGAAGUUAGCAUUUUUUUCAAAAUUCUAUGGUGUUUCUGAAUUUUCUUCACCAACUGGUAGAAUUUAGUAAUGUUUCCAAAGGAGCAUGAGUAAAAUCUUUUAGUGUACAACAUACAUAUUUUGAUCUUUCCAUUGCAGUCCUGUAAUUUCAUUGUUUGGAAAUUCUUGUAUAAAUCCAGUUACUUUUUUAUGUAAGUCAAUAAACAAGAUUCUUAGUGGUUCUCGUCUGACCUGUAACAUCUAUUGAAACCAUUUUUAAUUCAUCUUGGUAAAAGAUAAUGGACAACUGGAAGAUUUGUGCAUUUUGGCAAUUUACUUGGAACUGCUUGAAUUUCAGAGUUAAACGUUCUUGUCAAAAGUAUUACAUUUAAUUUACUUUGAAUAUGUACAUAUACUAGUAUCCAUGAAAAUACCUUGUUUUACAUACUUAUAAUUUCAAAUAAAUAUUGUAUGAUUCAAUUAUGUAAGUGUUAUAACAAUA
Molecule: messenger RNA, 5792 nt
Organism: Melospiza melodia melodia
Lineage: Eukaryota; Metazoa; Chordata; Aves; Passeriformes; Passerellidae
Gene: SLC12A7
Product: solute carrier family 12 member 7
Exons: 23
Coding region: 124-3144 (1006 amino acids)
Biological process (GO): cell volume homeostasis; potassium ion import across plasma membrane; chloride transmembrane transport
Cellular component (GO): plasma membrane
Molecular function (GO): potassium:chloride symporter activity
Source: RefSeq, a predicted model, not a curated record